AUGAGCGUCAAUGAAUUUGACGAGGUGCUCGGCAAGAUCGAGCCCGUCAUCACGAAGGAGAUCACGCACCUGAGGAAGCCGAUCUCGGCAGCAGAGCGCCUGGCGGCAACGCUGCGUUACCUGGCGUCAGGUGGGACUAUGAAGUCUGUGGCAGAAUCUUACCGCAUAGGCUUCGCCACGAUCCGCCUGAUCGUCCCUGAGACAUGCCGCGCCAUCUGGGAGGAGCUCGGACCAGGGCUGAUGGGGCUACCGUCGCCCGAGCAGUGGCGCCAGCACGCCCUGGAUUACGAGGAGGAGUGGCAGUUUCCCAACUGCUGUGGGGCGGUUGAUGGAAAGCAUAUCAUGGUCGACAAGCCUGCCAACAGUGGCUCAAUGAACUUUAACUAUAAAGGGUUCUUCAGCAUCGUGCUGAUGGCUGUGGUGGACGCGAAGUGUCGCUUUCGCUACAUCAGCGUGGGCAGCCACGGUCAGGAGAGUGACGGGGGAGUGUGGGGAGGAAGCGACCUGGGUCGGCUGCUGGAGGACCAAGACAACGGCGGGCCGCCUGUUCUGCCAGGCCCAGAGCCGCUCCCUGGCUCCGCAGUGACCGUGCCUCACGUGUUCGUGGCAGAUGAGGCUUUUCCGCUGCGGCAACAUAUGAUGAGGCCAUUUCCUGGGUCGCGCCUGACGAACGACCAACGACGUGUCUUUAACUACAGACUCAGCCGCGCCCGUCGGACCUCCGAGAACGCGUUCGGGAUCCUCGCACAACGGUGGCGGGUGUUCCGGGGUCCGAUCGGGUGUGACGUGGAGGCCGUUAAACUCAUCGUCCUGGCAACCUGCGUCCUGCAUAACUUCCUGAGAGAGAAGGACAUCGAGACCAGACGUGGAGGGCCAGCGGCCUACGGCUACGUCACGCCUGAAGAGCGACGAGACAUCCCCGGUCUCCGUGACCUACGUGACGCAGGCGCGUCUCACAAUCACCCUCAGCAGGCGGCCCAAGUACGAGAGAAGUACGUCGAGUACUUCAGCGGCGUCGGCAGUGUCCCCUGGCAGCUGAACAGCAUUCGCCGCUAG
This is a messenger RNA of Amphibalanus amphitrite, 1056 nucleotides long. Its product is annotated as protein ANTAGONIST OF LIKE HETEROCHROMATIN PROTEIN 1-like. NCBI's taxonomy places the organism in Eukaryota, Metazoa, Arthropoda, Thecostraca, Balanomorpha, Balanidae. The record is from RefSeq and is a predicted model, not a curated record. The coding region runs from base 1 to 1056 and encodes 351 amino acids. The transcript has 2 exons.